AUGGAAGUUGUGAAAAAGGAGAUAAUUAAACUUCUAGAUUGUGGGGUGAUCUAUCCCAUCUCCGAUAGUCGUUGGGUUUCACCUAUCCAAUGUGUGCCUAAGAAAUCCGGAGUGACAGUUGUGGAAAAUGCCGAGAAUGAGCUUGUACCCAUGAGGAUUCAAACCGGUUAUAACCAAAUUGUCAUUGCCCCGGAUGAUCAAGAAAAGACCACUUUUACUUGUCCCUUUGGAACGUUUGCAUAUCGACGCAUGCCAUUUGGCUUGUGCAAUGCUCCUGCCACGUUUCAAAGGUGUAUGGUAAGCAUAUUUUCGGAUUAUGUUGAAAAGAUUAUUGAGAUAUUCAUGGAUGAUUUUAGUGUGUUUGGUGAUUCAUUUGACAAAUGCUUGGAUAAUCUCACUUUAAUCUUGAAACGUUGUGUUGAAACAAACCUUGUGUUGAAUUGGGAAAAGUGUCACUUUAUGGUUAAACAAGGUAUUGUUUUGGGAUUCUAUAGAAGAUUUAUCAAAGACUUUUCCAAGAUUGCACAACCCCUAUGCCGCCUCCUCCAAAAGGAUGUGUCUUUUGAGUUCAACGAGGCAUGUGAGAAGGCAUUCAAGCAUCUCAUGGAGCUACUUACCACGGCACCCAUCAUCACUUCUCCGGAUUGGUCCAUUCCAUUUGAAUUGAUGUGUGAUGCCUCGGAUUAUGCACUUGGGGCUGUUUUGGGUCAAAGAAAAAAUAAACAUUCCCAUGUUAUUUAUUAUGCUUCACGCACUCUAAAUGAUGCUCAAUUGAAUUAUUCUACAACCGAAAAAGAACUUUUGGCGGUUGUAUUUGCUGUAGAUAAAUUUAGAUCAUAUCUAAUUGGUACUAAAGUAAUUGUUUUCACUGACCAUGCAGCCUUGAAGUAUCUUUUCACCAAAAAGGAGGCUAAACCAAGGCUCAUUCGUUGGAUGCUCCUACUUCAAGAGUUCGAUAUUGAAAUUAGGGACAAGAAAGGUUGUGAAAACGUGGUGGCUGACCACUUGAGCAGAUUGGUGCGUGAAGAAGAGUCCCUCCCCAUUUCUGAGACGUUUCUGGAUGAACAACUUCUGUCCAUUAAGGUAAGUACCCCUUGGUAUGCCGAUUUGGUCAAUUUCUUGGUGUCUAAGCAAGUUCCUAACACCCUAAGCAAGGCCCAACGUGAUAAACUUAGAAAUGAAAUCUUUGAUGUGUGGGGUAUUGAUUUUAUGGGUCCUUUUCCUACAUCUUUUGGCUUUACUUACAUAUUACUUGUUGUUGAUUAUGUGUCGAAGUGGGUGGAAUCUAAAGCCACCCGAACUAACGAUUCUAGAGUUGUUGCAGAUUUCGUUAAAUCUAACAUUUUCUCUAGAUUUGGGAUGCCUAGAGUGCUUAUAAGUGAUGGUGGAUCUCACUUUUGCAACCGCACCAUUGAGGCAUUGUUGAGGAAGUAUAAUGUGAUGCAUAGGGUUGCCACACCUUAUCACCCCCAAACGAGUGGCCAAGCCGAGGUUUCCAAUCGAGAAAUCAAACAAAUCUUGGAGAAGACCGUUGGGCCAAAUAGAAAAGAUUGGAGCUUGCAUUUGGAGGAUGCAUUGUGGGCGUAUAGAACGGCCUACAAGACACCCAUAGGUAUGUCCCCAUUUCGGCUAGUGUAUGGCAAGCCAUGCCAUCUCCCCGUGGAGCUUGAGCACAAGGCACAUUGGGCGGUCAAAACUUUCAAUAUGGACGUGGACAUGGCUGGAAAUCAUAGGAAGCUCCAAUUGAAUGAGCUUGAGGAGAUUAGGCAUGAUGCUUAUGAGAAUGCCCGGAUUUACAAGGAGAAGACCAAGGCGUUCCAUGACAAGAUGAUUAGAGGCAAAACAUUCUCCAUAGGGCAGAAAGUGUUGCUAUUUAACUCCCGUCUUCGUCUAUUUCCCGGUAAGUUACGUUCUAAGUGGGUUGGCCCAUUUGUUAUCACUAAUGUUUUUGUGCAUGGUGCAGUCCAAAUACAAAGUUUGAAAACCGGCCAAGAAUUCAAGGUGAAUGGACAUAGAUUGAAGCCCUACUACGAGAACUUUGUUGAGCAUGUUGUGGAAGAAAUCCCACUAGAUGCCGUGGGCUCCAAUGGGGCAUGA
Malus domestica (apple) is the source of this 2097-nucleotide messenger RNA. The record is from RefSeq and is a predicted model, not a curated record. NCBI's taxonomy places the organism in Eukaryota, Viridiplantae, Streptophyta, Magnoliopsida, Rosales, Rosaceae.